Molecule: messenger RNA, 1961 nt
Organism: Pan troglodytes (chimpanzee)
Lineage: Eukaryota; Metazoa; Chordata; Mammalia; Primates; Hominidae
Gene: P2RX4
Product: purinergic receptor P2X 4
Exons: 12
Coding region: 238-1404 (388 amino acids)
Biological process (GO): calcium ion transmembrane transport; response to ATP
Cellular component (GO): plasma membrane
Molecular function (GO): purinergic nucleotide receptor activity; ATP binding; extracellularly ATP-gated monoatomic cation channel activity
Source: RefSeq, a predicted model, not a curated record
GUCCUCAAGGGCGAGGCCACUCCCUCCCCGCGAGUUCCAUGCCCCCUAGAGGAUCAUCGUUCCCGACGGGGAGGUGGCGCCCUCCCCCGGGCCCCGGGCCCCGACCGCCCGUGCUGCCUCCUUCCGGGCCCUCCUCCGCGAUGACGGCGCCGCGAGCAGGCCAGGCGGACUGGGCGGGGCUCCGAGCGGGGACUGGGACCCAGACCGACUAGGGGACUGGGAGCGGGCGGCGCGGCCAUGGCGGGCUGCUGCGCCGCGCUGGCGGCCUUCCUGUUCGAGUACGACACGCCGCGCAUCGUGCUCAUCCGCAGCCGCAAAGUGGGGCUCAUGAACCGCGCCGUGCAACUGCUCAUCCUGGCCUACGUCAUCGGGUGGGUGUUUGUGUGGGAAAAGGGCUACCAGGAAACUGACUCCGUGGUCAGCUCCGUUACAACCAAGGUCAAGGGCGUGGCUGUGACCAACACUUCUAAACUUGGAUUCCGGAUCUGGGAUGUGGCGGAUUAUGUGAUACCAGCUCAGGAGGAAAACUCCCUCUUCGUCAUGACCAACGUGAUCCUCACCAUGAACCAGACCCAGGGCCUGUGCCCCGAGAUUCCAGAUGCGACCACUGUGUGUAAAUCAGAUGCCAGCUGUACUGCCGGCUCUGCCGGCACCCACAGCAACGGAGUCUCAACAGGCAGAUGCGUAGCUUUCAACGGGUCCGUCAAGACGUGUGAGGUGGCAGCCUGGUGCCCGGUGGAGGAUGACACACACGUGCCACAACCUGCUUUUUUAAAGGCUGCAGAAAACUUCACUCUUUUGGUUAAGAACAACAUCUGGUAUCCCAAAUUUAAUUUCAGCAAGAGGAAUAUCCUUCCCAACAUCACCACUACUUACCUCAAGUCGUGCAUUUAUGAUGCUAAAACAGAUCCCUUCUGCCCCAUAUUCCGUCUUGGCAAAAUAGUGGAGAACGCAGGACACAGUUUCCAGGACAUGGCCGUGGAGGGAGGCAUCAUGGGCAUCCAGGUCAACUGGGACUGCAACCUGGACAGAGCCGCCUCCCUCUGCUUGCCCAGGUACUCCUUCCGCCGCCUCGAUACACGGGACGUUGAGCACAACGUAUCUCCUGGCUACAAUUUCAGGUUUGCCAAGUACUACAGAGACCUGGCUGGCAACGAGCAGCGCACGCUCAUCAAGGCCUAUGGCAUCCGCUUCGACAUCAUUGUGUUUGGGAAGGCAGGGAAAUUUGACAUCAUCCCCACUAUGAUCAACAUCGGCUCUGGCCUGGCGCUGCUAGGCAUGGCGACCGUGCUGUGUGACAUCAUAGUCCUCUACUGCAUGAAGAAAAGACUCUACUAUCGGGAGAAGAAAUAUAAAUAUGUGGAAGAUUACGAGCAGGGUCUUGCUAGUGAGCUGGACCAGUGAGGCCUACCCCACACCUGGGCUCUCCACAGCCCCAUCAAAGAACAGAGAGGAGGAGGAGGGAGAAAUGGCCACCACAUCACCCCAGAGAAAUUUCUGGAAUCUGAUUGAGUCUCCACUCCACAAGCACUCAGGGUUCCCCAGCAGCUCCUGUGUGUUGUGUGCAGGAUCUGUUUGCCCACUCGGCACAGGAGGUCACCAGUCUGUUCUUGGCUGGGUCAACUCUGCUUUUCCCGCAACCUGGGGUUGUCGGGGGAGCGCUGGCCCGACGCAGUGGCACUGCUGUGGCUUUCAGGGCUGGAGCUGGCUUUGCUCAGAAGCCUCCUGUCUCCAGCUCUCUCCAGGACAGGCCCAGUCCUCUGAGGCACGGCGGCUCUGUUCAAGCACUUUAUGCGGCAGGGGAGGCCGCCUGGCUGCAGUCACUAGACUUGUAGCAGGCCUGGGCUGCAGGCUUCCCCCCGACCAUUCCCUGCAGCCAUGCGGCAGAGCUGGCAUUUCUCCUCAGAGAAGCGCUGUGCUAAGGUGAUCGAGGACCAGACAUUAAAGCGUGAUUUUCUUAA